This is a messenger RNA of Panicum virgatum (switchgrass), 2840 nucleotides long. RefSeq lists its product as uncharacterized. The coding region runs from base 79 to 588 and encodes 169 amino acids. The record is from RefSeq and is a predicted model, not a curated record. The transcript has 6 exons. Lineage: Eukaryota; Viridiplantae; Streptophyta; Magnoliopsida; Poales; Poaceae.
GCCAGCCUGGCUGCUUCACUUCAGCCCAUCUAGCAUCGGCCCAUCAAGGAAUCAAGCCCACCGGCCGCAGCAACCGCGAUGGACCGAUCCGUGGAGGCGGAGAGGGCGCCGCGCCGUCGCCGUCGCCGUCGCCGUCGCCGUCGCCGCGACGCGAAGCGAAGCAUGGGGGUCGGAGACGGCGCCGGGCGCCCAAGCGUAGCGGCGCGCGAUGGCGCCGGCUGCCGGCGUGGACGCGGCUGCGUGCGGCCGUGCGAGCACAUGGUCGUCCAACGGCCAAGCGGAGCAGGCACGCGACGGACCAUGACCAAGGAAUGUGUAUCUUUUGCCCACUUCGUUGUGGUCCCAGCAUGCGGAGGUGAUAUGAACAGCCUUAAUCUCCUGCAACUUCGAUCUGCUGUUGCUGUGCUUUUUGCAUUUUUUUUUGUCAAAGGAAUAGCACACGUGAAAUCUGGUGCCACUUCUUUUUACAUGGAACUUUCAAGGUACACACCACGGGAACUGCAAUGUUUCAGUUCCAAUGCUCACGUUCAUCAUCUCCCAAUGGAGGCACCUCGCGAGAAGCCGCUGCUCUUCCUGACAAAAGGGUAGGAGCACAAAGAGGACAGGUCAGGUCAACAUGUGCGUGCAUGAACGCGUGCACGGCGAGAGGUGUGUGUACGUGGAGAAGGACGCGUCGGCGAGCCCUGUGCCGAGCAUGUGGGUGACUUGGGGAACGCUGUUCACCUGCGGAGCGACGCGAUGAACUCCUGCCGCGUCAUCGACUUCAUCUCCUCCAGCUCCUUCUCGUAGUUGGACACCUACCGUGGAUAUUGUUCAGGUUAUCAGGUAAGUGCUUGUGCACACGCCUCGUCAACAAUCUUCAGCAGAUGUGCAGUAGUAUGCACUACCAUGCAUGCUUUUGGAGUAGCAAUGUGAUGCUGUCUAAGUAGACUAGUUGAGCUCUUACCGGGAAGUUCGUCGUUGUCGUCGGACCCCAGUACUUGAGCGCGGCGAGGUCGUAAGCUCUCGCCGCCUUCUCCUCCUUAUCAUAACCUCCUACAUUUUUUCCCCAUUUCAUUUCAGUUAGUUUCAAGAAGAAGGCCUUUUCAAUUUAGCAUUGAUUCAAAUGAAAGUGAAUCUGAAAACUUGGUGUAGCAGUUGACACACCUAAGUAGACUGAUGAAGUAGCACCAAUGCAUGCACCACCAAGAGAAAAAGUUGCAAGAAAGGGGAAAUAAUGUUAAUGGCCCGAGUAUGCACAUAUAAAAUUUGCUUCUGCAGGUUUCUUGGACAAGUGACGAAUCUGAAACAUGCAUGCAUAUACCUUGGCGGCCUUUGCGGCUUUGGCCUUCCCGGCGGCAGCUGUUGUCCCACAGGUACACAUGUUUAUAUCAAGCUUGGGCUGAUCGAAGAAGAACACGGUGCGGUGGUGCUGGUGCAUGCGUGUGGACGUGUGUACCUGGUGACGCCGCGGUAGAUCGACGUGCGCUGCCCGAACGUCUCGACGGGCCGCCUGGCCUGAUCGGACUCCGCCGCGUCCGUCGACAUCGCCACGGUGACCGCGCCGGCGGGGUUCUCCGCCCCGGGAGCCGGGUCGUACUGGCGCAUGAACCCGGCGGCGAUGCUACCCAGCUCGCCGCAGACGAGCUGCUGGUCCUCUGCGGCGGUCGCCGGCGGGGCACCCGCGCCGCCGACGCCGCCGAGGAAGUCCUCCAUCUUCGGCGACUCCUCCACCACGCCCUCUUCUCCUACACAAUCAUGGGGACAAAAAAUUAAAUCGGUGAGCCGCCUAUUAUAGUUGGUGACAAAUAGAAGAACCAGUAGCUAGUGCACUCUCUUCAUGCAUGCCGAGCUAGCUCCUUUGUACUAGAUGCACGAAAGGCAUUCGAAUCCAGGAGGAGGCCAUGGUAGUAGUGAUCGAUCUUACCAAGCGGAGGCGCGGAGGACGAGCUGGAGAAGGCCUCAAGGAGGCCAUGGUGGUAGUUGUUGGAGAGGGAGAAGGAGAGCCAGUGAUGGGGAUAAGCUGAGCUCAUGUCCAUGUCCAUGGAGGCCGAUGAUCUGCGACCUUGACCAGCGAAUGAGGAGCCUAUGAUAGAUAGAAGGUGCAAGGGAAUGUAAGCUGCAGCUGCUGAUGUAGACCUGUGCUGCGUGUGCUUAGGAGAAGAAUGAGAGAAUACUAUGUGUGGUAGUAUAUAUAGAGAAGUUGAAUGUUCUCCACACACACACACACACAAACACUAGUAGCUGUAGCACUGUAGUCUCAGCUGUCCUCUUUAAAAUACACUGCUCAUUGCAUUUGAGAACGAAGAUUGAGGUUGGAAUACGGCCAAGAAACUCAGAGAGAGAGAGAGAGAGAGAGAGCGCAAGGGCCAAGAAGAGUUGGAGUAAUUAAAGGGAGUGAUUUAGGGAUAAGAGCAAAGGGCGAAUAGUUUAAGGGCGGCCUCGUUUUGAGAAUCCAAAGAAGGGGAGAGGUGUGAGUAGUAAUGGGCGACAACGUGGAGGCGUCCCAUGGGGUCGUAUGGGCGGUCUCCUUGACCGAAAUGAGGCCGCUGUUCCCCGGCAUGCAGCCCCCUAGCUAGCUGCCUUUUUGUUUGCCCGCUGCGCUAGCUAAACCCUCCGCUGCUAGGACUACUAUCUCAACACACCCUGCGGUAUUGCUUUCACUUGUGACAACAAGAUUUAUUUACGGCUGCUUGUGUGAAAAAAGAUUUACCGCGAGCUAGUGAACUGGUACUAGUAUUUCUUUGCUGAGAAGGUUCUUCUGGUCUAGAGAAAUGAUGAAGUAACAAUAACAUCAGCAUCUCUGUACAAUGAAAACUUUUUUUUCGAACAAUUACUACAGUGAAAACUGAACCAUGCAA